Messenger RNA from Rhipicephalus sanguineus (brown dog tick), 2367 nucleotides. RefSeq lists its product as uncharacterized. The record is from RefSeq and is a predicted model, not a curated record. NCBI's taxonomy places the organism in Eukaryota, Metazoa, Arthropoda, Arachnida, Ixodida, Ixodidae. The transcript has 2 exons. Gene Ontology annotation, molecular function: nucleic acid binding. Bases 25 to 2307 code for a protein of 760 amino acids.
ACUCUGGACUCUAAGCUUCUCCAUAUGUGGGAAGCAAAACAAUCGCUAUUGCGACGAUGGAAACACCAGCGCCACAACAGGAAACUCCGCAUAAGGAUAGCGAAGCUAGACAAACAAAUCGAGCGAUACGCGACUCAAUUGGCUGCGCAACAAUGGGGUCAGCUUUGUGAAGGAAUGCACGACAGCCUCAGUAAUAAACGAACUUGGCAACUCCUUAGGCAUCUGCUAGACCCCACGACAUCUCGCACACGACACUGCCACGCCAUCACCAAACUGCUACACGAGCACUGUGACCAUUUAGGACAGCUCUUCGAUAACCUCCGCACGUUGCACUUACCCCAAUUUCGCAAGGAUAUUGUACCCUCUUAUACAGGGGAACCUAAUGAGUCAUUAGAUGCACCAAUUACGGAGGCAGAAGUUAGGCACGCCCUCGCAACACUCCGUACCACGUCGGCCCCCGGCCCCGACCGCGUCAGCAACAAACUCCUUAGAAAUCUUGACCCCAUUUCAAUUAAAGCAUUGACUGAUGGCUCAAAAAUGUACUCUUACAUCAGCAGCUUCCUCACAGACCGCACAGCAACAUUAACAUUAGGACCAGAACACUCCCCAACUUACACACUGGGCAGCUUCGGAACGCCUCAGGGGUCGGUGCUCUCUCCCAUCCUUUUUAACCUGGCUAUGCUACCUAUAGCCACCGCUCUUCAACAUAUCCCUGAAUUAAACUUUUCCAUCUAUGCCGAUGAUAUCACUUUAUGGUUGAAAGGAGGCUCAGAUGGACACAUUCAAGACACACUACAAGCAGCUGUAGACGUCAUAGCUGCACACACAUCCCAGAUGAAUCUUUAUUGCAGCCCUAGCAAAUCCGAAUUACUCCUUCUACCAACUCACCGUCGAAACAAACACGUUCCAAUGAUCGAAGUGCACAUAAAUGGGUGCCUGAUUCCUAAAGUCUCACGCAUUCGUGUACUAGGUUUAUUUAUUCAAAACAAUCGACUUAAUACGCACACUCUCGAAACUUUACGCAAUACCAUUGAAAACACCCUAAGACUGAUAGGAAGAAUCUCGGGUAAAAACGGAGGGCUCCGGGAGUCAGAGCUACUUCGUCUCGUACAGGCUUUUGUGAUUAGUAAAAUCACAUAUACUCUCCCCUACCUUCACCUUAAACCAGCAGAGGAGGACUUCGUCAACACCCUCCUUCGCCGAGUUUACAAAUACGCUCUAGGAAUUGCGUGCAAUGCCUCUAACGCACGACUCCAUCAGACAGGGGUCAUAAAUACCCUUUCAGAAAUUACUGAAGCCCAUUUAACAGCUCAAUACGCUAGGCUCGCGACCACUAGCGCAGGCCGUCACAUUUUAGCUACUACCCGCAUUAACUUCACCUCUAUCACCAAUGCUAAGCAUAACAUUCCCCACCACAUACACAACCAAUUACUCAUACCGCCCCUUCCUAAAAACAUGCACCCUACUUAUCAUACUAAACGUCGAAUCCAAAGAGCAAAGGCCCUUCAGAAAAACUUACAAGGAGCCAAUGACGUGCUCUAUGUCGAUGCGGCAGAAUACCCAUCUUCCUCGUCCUAUGCCCUUUCUGUCGUGGAUACCAACGGCAAGGCGAUCACAACGGCAUCCGUCACUGUCAACUCCUCGGAGGAGGCAGAGGAGGCUGCCAUCGCAUUAGGUUUAUCCAUCCCCAAUAUCACUAUGAUUGUUAGUGACUCUAAAACUGCCAUACGUAACUUCAGUGCAGGUCGCAUCUCACAAACUGCCCUUUCAAUUCUUAAUAAACACUCUCCCACGCAAGACGUUGCUCUCGUAUGGACGCCCGCGCAUGCGGGGCUGUGUGGCAAUGAGGCGGCUCAUGCCUGUGCUCGAGGAAUGACAGGCCGGGCGCAGGCCACCGACGACGCCUUAGACCACGCGGCACCCUUCAGUGCGAGGGAUCGUCUUUUGACCUUCCACGACAUAACAAACCACUACCGCCUUCAGCGCACAGUAUACCCCCCCUUACACCGGGGAGCUACUCGCCACCACGAAAUACUUUGGCGCCAGUUACAGACCCGUACGUUCCCUACCCCCUCUUUUCGCCAUCUUAUACACCCUGCGAUAUAUCCCUCCCCUUUAUGCAUUUUCUGCCAACAAAGAGCCAAUCUCGAUCAUAUCAUGUGGGGUUGUACUCUGAACCCACCACCUAACUCACUAAACAUUAGUAGUAAGGAGCUGUGGGAGGCUGCUAUGUGCAGCUCGGCGCCCGAGGUCCAGGACCAGAUCCUGGAUUGGGCCAAGAGGGUAGCGGAGACCUACGCCGGGUAGGCUCCUCUGCUCCCUCCACCACCGCACCCUUCCCUCUUGGGAUAAAUAAAGUCUUUCUCC